This is a messenger RNA of Vigna umbellata (rice bean), 2417 nucleotides long. Its product is annotated as long chain acyl-CoA synthetase 1. The record is from RefSeq and is a predicted model, not a curated record. Gene Ontology annotation, molecular function: long-chain fatty acid-CoA ligase activity. Gene Ontology annotation, cellular component: endoplasmic reticulum; membrane. Lineage: Eukaryota; Viridiplantae; Streptophyta; Magnoliopsida; Fabales; Fabaceae. Gene Ontology annotation, biological process: fatty acid metabolic process; wax biosynthetic process; cutin biosynthetic process.
CCCUUUUCUUGUAAUGUUAUAGUAAUUUAUAAACUAUGAUAAUCGUGCUUGCAAAGACCACUCUCACCUUCUCCUUCGUUCCCGGCGUCUUGGAGUCUUGUUUCUGGUGCUUGUUUUUCUAUAUAUUUGACAUGAAAAAACUGUUAUGUUGUCUUGUUCUGUGAUCCGGGACCACCUCUGCCAAACUUCAACGAAUAGUUUGAUAACAAGGGAGAAUGAAGGCCUUUUCGGUUAAGGUUGAGGAAGGAAGAGAAGGUAAAAAUGGUAACCUCUCUGUUGGUCCAGUGUACCGCAAUCUCCUCUCCCAAAAGGAAUUUCCUCCGUUGGAUCCUGUUUUCUCUACAACUUGGGAUAUUUUCUGUGAAUCUGUCAAGAACUAUCCUAACAACCCGAUGCUCGGACGACGUAAAAUUGUUGAUGGAAAGUUUGGACCAUAUGUGUGGAGCACGUAUAAGGAAGUUUAUGAUGAAGUUCUGCAUAUAAGUUCUGCUUUACGAGCAUCUGGAGCCGAAGUUGGUGGUCGAAUUGGAAUUUAUGGAUCUAAUUGCCCUGAAUGGAUUGUGGCAAUGGAGGCUUGUUCUGCUCAAAGCUUAAUCUGUGUGCCUCUGUACGACACCCUCGGACCCGGUGCUGUAAACUAUAUCAUAGAUCAUGCAGAAAUAGAUAUCGUGUUCGUCCAGGAUAAGAAGGUUAAAGAGGUUUUAAAUCCUGAAUGUAAAUCCUCAAAGCGACUUAAAGCCAUUGUGUGCUUCACUGCAUUAACACAGGAAGAGAAAGAUAAGGCUUCUGCUAUUGGAAUUAAGUCAUAUUCCUGGGAUGAGUUCUUGAACUUGGGAAAAACCAAUCCCAAAAGUACUUUUCCUCCUCAGACUCAUGACAUCUGUACAAUAAUGUACACUAGUGGGACAAGUGGAGACCCUAAAGGAGUUGUUUUAAUAUACGAAAAUGUGAUGGCUUUAGUAAGAGGGAUGGAUCUUUUCAUGGAACAAUUUGAAGACAAGAUGAAUGUGAAUGAUGUGUAUCUGUCAUUCCUACCCCUGGCUCAUAUCCUUGAUCGCACAAUUGAAGAGUACUUUUUCCGUAAGGGUGCAUCUGUUGGUUACUAUCAUGGGGAUCUGAAUGCGUUGAGGGAUGAUUUAAUGGAGUUAAAGCCAACACUGUUUGCUGGUGUUCCACGCGUUUUUGAGAAGGUCUAUGAAGGUAUCAAGAAAGCAGUGGAAGAACUUAAUCCAAUUAGGAGAACUGUUUUCGGCAUGCUCUACAACUACAAACUUGGUUGGAUGAAAAAGGGCUAUAAGCAAAGAGAAGCAUCACGUUUGGCAGAUCUGCUAGCCUUCAGAAAGGUAAAAGCCAGGCUUGGUGGUCGUGUUCGACUAAUAAUCUCUGGUGGAGCAGCAUUGAGCCCUGAGGUGGAAGAGUUUUUGCGUGUCACUACUUGUGCCUUUGUAUGCCAAGGAUAUGGUUUGACCGAAACAUGUGGACCAACUACUCUUGGUUUUCCUGAUGAAAUGUGUAUGGUUGGUACUGUUGGAGGUGUAUCAAUAUAUAAUGAAAUAAGGCUGGCAGAGGUUCGCGAGAUGGGAUACAACCCUCUUGAAACUCCUCCAUGUGGUGAAAUAUGUGUAAGAGGGAAAACUGUUUUUAGUGGUUACUACAAAAAUCCAGAGUUAACAAGGGAAGCUAUUAUAGAUGGAUGGUUUCACACAGGGGACAUAGGAGAAAUGCUUCCCAAUGGUGUAAUUAAGAUUAUUGACAGGAAGAAGAAUCUUAUCAAACUCACACAGGGAGAGUAUAUAGCACUUGAGAAUCUAGAAAAUGUUUAUGGAAUCACUCCUAUAGUUGAAGAUAUUUGGGUAUAUGGGAAUAGCUUGAAGUCAAUGCUAGUUGCAGUAAUAGUUCCUAAUGAAGAAGUUGUGAACAAGUGGGCAUAUACAAAUGGUCACAUAUCUUCUUUCCCCAAACUCUGCUCUCUCGACCAACUCAACAAAUAUGUGCUAUCUGAGCUCAAAUUGACAGCUGAGAGAAACAAGCUGAGGGGCUUUGAACAUAUAAAGGGGGUGAUAUUAGAGGCGGAGCCAUUUGACAUGGAAAGAGACUUGGUCACUGCAACACUAAAGAAGAAAAGAAACAAGCUGCUCAAGUAUUAUCAGGUGGAAAUAGAUGAACUAUACCAAAAUUUGACAAAUGAGAAGAAAAAAAAUUAAGGUUUUUAGGCACGAAUAUGCUAUUUAGUGCUUCACUGUAGCACCUGUUCCCCUUCUCAAACUCAUCUAUAUAAUCCUAAAAACUCAGUGCUAAUUUGUAUUAUUUAGCUCUAUAGCAAAUGCCGCGCGUAAACCAACUUGUGUGAACUUGUUCUAAUUUAUUCAAUUUGAGGGUGGGCACUUAGACUCUUUAAUUUUCCAAAUUCACGAUUA